This is a messenger RNA of Parnassius mnemosyne (clouded apollo), 669 nucleotides long. NCBI's taxonomy places the organism in Eukaryota, Metazoa, Arthropoda, Insecta, Lepidoptera, Papilionidae. The record is from the annotation of a GenBank genome assembly.
AUGGAAGAAAACGAAGAAGAAACUAUCGUAAUUGCUUGUUUGUUAGCUGAAGAAGAGGAAGAAAAAGCUAAGAACUCUAGAAAAAGGAAACAUAAUAUCUGGGUACACGAUAUUUUCAGGAAAAGAUCGCAACAUGGAGAAUAUCACACACUGUUUCCUGAUUUGCUAAACGAUGAUGCCAAAUUCUUCCAAUAUUUUCGCAUGACUCAAGUUAAAUUUAAUACUCUUGUUGACAUCCUGAAACCAUAUUUAUUAAGACAGAAUACAGCAUACACGGAGGCUAUACGACCAGAAGAAAGGCUUGCUGUGUGUGUAAGGCUCAGUCGUGCGAGAAAUACUGUAGAAAAUACGUUUGGGAUAUUGGCAAGAAAAUUUAGAAUUUUUGAACGAAGAUUGUCUAUGCACGAAGAACAUAUUGUGACUGUUGUAAUGGCUACAUGCUGUUUGCACAACUUUCUAAGAGAUGACACAUGCUACUGGACAGAAAAUGAUUUAAACAUUUCUCUUGAGGAAAUGUCAGGGCUACAAAACCUACGAAACAUAAGUGGUAAUUCACGCACAGAUGCUUUAACAGUCAGGGAUAACUUAAAAAAUUACUUCAACUCAGAAGUAGGGUCGGUUGAAUGGCAAUUAAGAAGAGUUCGGAGUGGAAGGCACGAAAAUGUAUAA